AUGACGGUCACGACGCGCACGCCCGUCGUCCUCUGGGCGCAGCGCAAAGACCGUCUCUUCCUCACGAUCGACCUCCACGACGCGACCGCGCCCGUCGUCGAACUGAGCGACGACGGCGUGCUCAAGAUGACGACGACCGCGGGCGCGCCGGGGGUGGAGGGACGGCACGAGUACCACCUCGAGCUCGAGUUUUUGCAUCCGAUCGACGCGAAGGCGUCGAAGAUAUCCGUCGCGCCGAGGCAGAUCGUGGUCAUGGUGAUGAAGACGGAGGAGGUGGGGAGACGCCCGCUCGAUGAUUCAUUCGUUCGUUCGUUCGUUGUUUUUCCUUCUCUUCUCUUCUCUUUUCUCUCCGCUUCAGUCCUCGACGUCCGUCGGUCCGUCUCUGACCGCGAACUCGCGCUUUCGUUUCGACCCUACCGACCGCACUCCGGGCCGCACUGGCCGCGGCUGCUGAAAGCGAACGGGAAGUUCCCGCACGUGAAGACGGACUUCGACAAGUGGGUGGACGAGGACGAGGAGGACGAGCUGGACCGAGGUGCGACGCGCGCGACGGAGGCGCUUUUUUUGAAGAACUUUUUUUUCGCUUCGCCGGCGGCUCGUCGUCGCGGCCGUCGCGCUCGCGUCGUCGUCGUCGUCGCUAAGUUAUUCUAUUUAUCCUCCGCACCGCCCCUCCCCUCUCUAUUUAACCAGACGCCGCGUUCGACUUGA
Micromonas pusilla CCMP1545 is the source of this 708-nucleotide messenger RNA. RefSeq lists its product as uncharacterized. Gene Ontology annotation, cellular component: cytosol; nucleus. Gene Ontology annotation, biological process: protein folding; chaperone-mediated protein complex assembly. Lineage: Eukaryota; Viridiplantae; Chlorophyta; Mamiellophyceae; Mamiellales; Mamiellaceae. The transcript has a single exon. The record is from RefSeq and is a predicted model, not a curated record. Gene Ontology annotation, molecular function: Hsp90 protein binding; protein-folding chaperone binding. Bases 1 to 708 code for a protein of 235 amino acids.